Neltuma alba is the source of this 501-nucleotide messenger RNA. RefSeq names its product non-symbiotic hemoglobin 2-like. Lineage: Eukaryota; Viridiplantae; Streptophyta; Magnoliopsida; Fabales; Fabaceae. The transcript has 4 exons. The record is from RefSeq and is a predicted model, not a curated record. Bases 1 to 501 code for a protein of 166 amino acids. Gene Ontology annotation, molecular function: heme binding; oxygen binding.
AUGUGUACUUUCGGUGAGAGAGAAGCGGCUCUGGUCAAAAGCUCAUGGGAUUCAUUAAUGCAAAACAUUCCCCAUCACAGUAUUCGUUUCUUCACCUCGAUAGUGGAGAUUGCACCUGUGGCGAAAGACAUGUUCUCCUUUAUGAGAGAUUCGGAUGAAAUUCCCCAGAAUAAUCCCCUUCUUCAAGCUCAUGCUAUGAGGGUUUUCAAGAUGACUUAUGAAUCAGCGAUACAACUUAAAGAGAAAGGAGAAGUGGUAGUAGAAGAUACUACCUUGAAGCAUCUGGGUUUUGUCCAUGUCAAGAAAGGAGUUCUUGAACCCCACUUCGAGGUACUUAAAGGUGCAUUGCUGAAUACAAUCAAGGAAGCGGUGGGCGAAAAAUGGAGUGAGGAUAUGAAAAACGCUUGGAGCACAGCAUACGAUGAGUUGGCCACUACGAUAAAAAGGGAGAUGACUUUUAAUGUUGAGGGAGUUGAAUUUCUCUUGCAACCUGAAAUUUAA